GCCCGCGCGCUGCGCUCCCCUCAGGCGCCUCAGGGGCAGCGGCGGGGGUCGGGUGAGCGGGGCGGCCUGGCCUGCUACUGAAUAAUUCCUACAUUCGGUUAAUAUCUCUCUCUCUCUCUCUAUGUUUCACUGCCAUAUGCAGCAAAAAAAUUGAAAACUUUUCAAAAGCGGUAUCAUCAGCUGCAAUAGUUUCGAAAGUGAUACUGGGAAAGCAUCGAUGGCAAGGGGUCAAAGAGGCAUUAAAGUGAUCAUUUGGUUAUAUGGUCCAGAAAUAAAUGAAUCAUACUGAUGAAGAAACUAUGAAGAAAACCAGUGUAGUGAACCUAGAUAAACUUCUAUGUGACUUCUCAGAGAUAGAAGAGAAAAUAUCAGAAAUUAAUGAUGCAAAUAACCUACUGGUUCAUCAGCUGGAAAAAUGUAACAGAUUGCUAACAUUAAGUCAAUCAAAGGAGGAAUCAGUAAAAGAGGAAUGCAGUGCUCUACAGAAUGUGAUAAAGGGUCUGACACAAACUAUUGAAAACCAGUGUAACGUGAAAGAUGAAAAUGAUAGACUAAAGGGAACCAUUCACAUCUUGGAAGAUAAAUUAAAGACUUGUGAAGAGGACUAUAAAGAUCAAAUUGAGAAACUCAUGACAGAAAUUAAAAACAAAGAGGAAGACCACAAAUUAGAAAUAACACAGUUGAAUUGCAAUACAAGGAAAAAAUUUGAACUAAAAGAAAUGGAGUAUAGCGAAGAGAGAGAGAAAAAAGACCUGGAAAUAUUAGAGCUAACUAGACAGCUGAAAAUUCAAAAUGAAGAGAAGCAGAAUGAAAUAAUUAAACUGCAGAUAGAGUUCAAUGCUAAAUUGGCAAGAGCUCAGGAUAAAACCACCAAGUCGUUUUCAGAUGCCUCAGUCUUACCACAAAGUAUCUAUCGAAGGAAGCUGCAGCAUCUCCAGGAAGAGAAAAACAAGGAAAUUGAAAUUCUCCGAAACACCAUAAGAGACUUGGAGCAGCGUCUUAACAAAGGCCAAGACCUGCCGUUCAAACGGAGAAGAUUCUGAGUAAAUGACUUGAAGUGUUUCAGUGUUUCAAAUUCUGCAUCUCAAAAUAAAAACAAGAUAUGAAGAAAGUAUGUUUUAUUAAAAACAUUCCUGUCAAACAUUCCAAAGGCAUGCAUUCUGUGUAUAUUCACAGCUACUCUCUUGCUAAUCAGCAUUUACAAUAAAAAGAUUCAGGUUUUGUAGGAGUAGUAAUUUCCCUAUUAAACCAUCAUUAAUUAUGGUGUAUGCUUUCAUAGCAGUGUUCUUUUCAUGAAUAUUCUCUUCUUCAUCCAGAAAUCUUUCAAACAAUUGGAUUUACUUCUAUUCAGUUAAUCAAACAUUAGGAAUGCUAGGCUAUAGA
Molecule: messenger RNA, 1383 nt
Organism: Taeniopygia guttata (zebra finch)
Lineage: Eukaryota; Metazoa; Chordata; Aves; Passeriformes; Estrildidae
Source: RefSeq, a predicted model, not a curated record